AGCCCGCAUACCUAGGAUCGGACGGUUCGAGUGACAUAAUAAUUGGCAAGCACAGUACUGCGGACCAUGCCUCAUCCCGGAUCGACAUUCCAUUCCAUCUCUGCCAUAUUCGACCAGUCUCGUUCCUUGGAAAGCCGAUAUGAUUCAAGUUGUCAAGGCGGGUUUCAAGCGUGGCCCUAGUCGCGGCAAGCCGAGGGUGUUCAUGCCAGCGUGAAGCUUAAGUUAGGCGAAACCCCUUCGCCCAAACCUCCAGCAUGUCCUUUCAGGAAGUGCGUACACCUCUGAGCCAUUUGAAUUCAUUCAAUGACUAUGAUGCUCUUCACGAGGUCAGGGAGGCAACGGAUUCCCCUACUCCACUCUCAGAACUUCUACAUGAUCCCCUUGCUCUCAAGUCCUUGAUAGGGCACAAGAAACCCAGACGGGCUUCUGAAAGUGCCAGUUCUCGCGAUCGCAGCAAAGACCGCCGAAAGGAUAAAGAGAAAGACUCGGAUACUACAAGUAUCCUGACUUUGGUACUUGCAGAGGAGGAGCGGCAAGCACAUCACCUCAAGGCAGUGUUGCGCAAUACCGGCGAAAGGCUUGAGAACGAGAUGCGUCGCGCAGACCAAGCGGAAAAGCGGGCGUUCACUGCAGAGAGCCAAGCUCGCGAGGUCAUGACACGUCUAUCUCGAGCUGAAUCAUCGCAACAUCAGGCAGAGCUUGAUGUUUCGCGUCUCAGAGAGGAACUCGCUAGAUAUCGUGUGCAGACGGAGACUUUGGAACGUGAUCUCAGGCGGGCUCAGAGUGAUGUCCAGAGGCUUGAGCGUGCCCGGAUUGAAGCAGAGCGUAACGCUUCUGAAGAGAAGGAAGCUGCAAUCCGGGCGCAACAUGCACUACGGGAGUGGAAAGCUAGAGAAGAAGGUAGGGAGGAGAGCCGAGAGCUUGAAUUGAUGAGGAGAUAUAACGAUGGGAGGGAUGAUGGGUUUGAAGAUGGUCGUGCUGAAGGAUACGAGCAAGGGCACGAUGAAGGGCUUGAAGAAGGCCACGAAGAGGGCUUUGCGGAAGGUCGACAGGAAGGGUACAAUGCAGGUCGACUUGCAGGAUUCGAAGAAGGGAAGAAUGUGGGAUGGAGCGAAGGGUUUCAAGAAGGGAUGGAGAGAGGUCGCAAAGAAGAGCGCGAGAACGCUCUCAGAGCUUUCGAUAAGUUCGUCGCCACUGAGUUUGAGAACAGGAGUGUUUCCAGCUAUUCUGAUGAGCGUACUCAAGAUUGGGUUGAUUCAAUCCGGCGAAGUAGAGCUCAGUCUCUGGAGAGAAGGUCACCUUACCUUGGCUCACGAGAGCCACAACCUGGAGCGAGGGAGCAUCCGCCCACGCCGAGAAGAGAGCUACCUCCCACGCCAGGGAGUAUGCAUGCCGUUGAUCAGCUCCCAGCAGGUACUGAGCAGUAUCAACGUCCUGAAAGAGAGUUCGAACAACGCUCAGCUAGAGCGACGUCUCCCAUGCGAUCGGAACGAGCGACUUCACCUGUUCCCAAUUGGUUAACCCGUCGGGUUAACACUGCUGGCCACUCAUCUCGCGCAAUGUCGCCCUUACCUCCACUUCCUCCGCUUCAAGGAUUUUCUUUCGUCUCGAUUGUGCGAACUAUUUUGUCCGUGCAGGUCACGUUUAGACUUCCUCAUGUUCGUUCGUCCUUCAUCAUUCGUUGGAUUUAGACAGCCAGAUUACAUAUUCGUGUAUGUAUGAAUCCCACUAUAUUGUGGGUGAGUAUCUCGAACCGUCUCCGUGGAAAGCCAAAUACUGCUUUCUUCGCGUCUUUCCCUCCACGUUCCGGUGUUCUCAAUG
This is a messenger RNA of Somion occarium, 1821 nucleotides long. Lineage: Eukaryota; Fungi; Basidiomycota; Agaricomycetes; Polyporales; Cerrenaceae. The record is from the annotation of a GenBank genome assembly.